Pipistrellus nathusii (Nathusius's pipistrelle) is the source of this 438-nucleotide messenger RNA. Lineage: Eukaryota; Metazoa; Chordata; Mammalia; Chiroptera; Vespertilionidae. The record is from the annotation of a GenBank genome assembly.
AUGUCAGAAUGGAGCUGUCUGGGCAGAACAGAAGAGAACUGGAAGUCAGGUGCAAGAAAGCAAAUGCAUCCCCAUCGGAGGUCUUGGAAGGGGGGUCUGCCCCCCUUUUCAGUGUCUGCAUGCCUGGUGAUGUCUAGAGAUCCUCUGGGCUCCAGCAAGGGACCCAGAACCCUGUCCCUCUCGGUCCAUUUCUUGCAGCAAAGUUUAGGAAGGUUUCUGAAGCUUCAAUCUCUGACCUUGAAAAUCGGGCACAAACUGGCUGCCUUCUUAAGGCUCCCCGCAAUAUGCCUGUCACUCAACUUACUUUUAAAGUUCUUACUAAGCCAACUAGGCACCGUGGGAAGCAAAGGAGUAAAUGGCAUAGUUGUAGCUUUCAAGCGCCUGCAAUCUUUCCUGGAAGGAACCUUCUGUGGGCCCAGCCCAGGGAUCCUGUUUUAG